This is a messenger RNA of Ostertagia ostertagi, 1392 nucleotides long. NCBI's taxonomy places the organism in Eukaryota, Metazoa, Nematoda, Chromadorea, Rhabditida, Trichostrongylidae. The record is from the annotation of a GenBank genome assembly.
AUUGGUGACGUUGUGCUGCCGAAAUGGGCUUCAUCGCCAGAAGAGUUCGUUCUUCUCCAUCGUCAAGCUCUCGAGAGUGACCUAGUGAGCUGUCAGCUCAACCAGUGGAUUGACCUCAUCUUCGGUUACAAGCAGAAGGGUCCUGAAGCGGUUCGCGCUACGAAUGUGUUCUACUACCUCACAUAUGAAGGUGCUGUCUGCUUGAAGUCUAUAGAGAAUGCCACUCAGUUGGAGGCCAUUCAGCAACAAAUCACCUCCUUCGGUCAGACGCCGGUCCAGCUUUUAGCCGAAGCACAUCCUCCACGGCAUUCCGUCAUGACUAUGGCUCCACUGAUGUUCCGUCGAUGUGAGGACGAUCUGUGCAUGCUGAUGAAGUUUAUCUCCAACAGUCCUGUUGUCUUUCUGGCUGCGAAUACGUUCCAGCAACUACCGCAACCCACAGUGGUGUCGAUCGCGCAAAACCUGGUUUUCGCUCUAAAUCGAUGGGACAACUCAUACACAUAUGGUGCAGUUACGAGAGGCGCGCUUUGCAUGAGUGGUGACAAAGCUGGCGAGAUUGACAACGCAACGACUGAGCUGCCACUGACGGUCGAUCCGUUGCUCGCUUCGGGAAAUCCGUCCAUUCCUGUGGCACGUCGUCACUUGGGGGAUUCCUUGGAUCAUCGGUUGACAGUCCGAUGGAAUAACUUUGUCGCAACGACCGAUAGCAGAUGUUUGAUAGCUUGUGGUUAUCCGGACUACAGUUUUCGAGUGAUUGACACAGAUGCUGGUGAGCGAAUUCAUAGCGUUCAGGUUGUUUCGAGGCGGGUACAUUGUUGUUUAGCCCGAGUGCGACAAGUGAUCUAUGGUCAUGGUGAUGUUGUGACAUGCAUUGCGCGCUCUGAGACGAGUCUUUUUGCUGAUUGCUACGUGGUGACCGGAAGUAACGACUGCACAGUAGCCUUGUGGCAUUGGAACGGACAGCAAGGUUUCGUUGCCGGUGAGUACAACACGCCAGGAGAAACCGCAGCACCUCGAGCGAUUCUUACUGGUCAUGAGGCGGCUAUCUCUGCCCUGGCUGUUUCUGCCGAACACGGACUCGUUCUUAGUGGUUGCGAAGAUGGCACCAUUCUAAUGCACACGACGGCCGGAGAGCUCCUUCGACGGUGGGGCAGUAGGCAACGCGUGUCGCAGUUGUUGAUGAGUCGCGAGUGUGUUGUGAUGGCGAUUUACGGUCAUCACAGCUUCGUCACGCUAACUACUACGGCAAACCAGCUCGACGAAGCCGUAGCUGAUGACAAGGUAGAGUGUGCUUGUCUGACGAGAGAUGGAGAAUACGUGAUCACAGGAUCGGAAAACGGUCGCUUGUACGGUGUGGCGGCUGUUGCCGUUGCAAAAACUGUAUGCCUUCCA